UCUCUCUCACAUGAGAGGAUGAUGAGUGCUGCUGGGAUGCUUUGCAUUUACCUGCUUGGACUGAGUCUCGUGUUUUGUGAACAGCACGGCGGCCUUGACGAUAGUUCCCUGCCGCCGACACCGGCCGUCGUUGGUUUGAAACCCGUCGAUGGCUCGCAGAGCCUUGUUGUGAUGUGGCGGCGCUCCCGCGGAGGGAGGGACGUGUACGAGGUCCAGGUCAGCCGAGCCCAGGAGCAAAACGUCAUUUACAGUACAAAUGUGAGCGUGACUGAUGAAGAUUCAGCUGAACACUCCUGGACAUGGGUCUCCGGCCUGCCCCUGGAGUGUGUUGAUCACUUUGUCAGGAUACGAAAUUUCUGCAACCAAUCUUCCCCAAGUCCUUGGAGCAGCUGGAUGACCAACCAUGGAAUCAAGGCAAAGGACCAGAUUGAGAUGUUUCCCUUCAAGCGGCUGCUGCGGGAGGGCUCCACUGCCACGUUCUGCUGUGUUCCUCCUGCAGGCGUCUCCAUCAGAGGCAUCACCUUUAGGAACAAGCACUACCCUGUUAUAAGCGUUGGACCCAGAGUCAAGGCCAUCACCGUACACAACCUUACAAUCCCAACUGGAAGGUUUAAACGAUUGUUAGUUACUUGCGUUGAAGCAGCAGGAAAUCCCAGAUCGACCUGGUACCCUGUCAGCUUCCCUCCUCAGAAGCCCAGAAACCUCAGCUGUGUGACCUCCGAUAUGACGACUGUUACCUGCACCUGGGACUCGGGAAGAGAGAAAGACCCGCAUGAUCACAACAAGCGAACACACACUCUCCACUUCACAAACACUGACCGAGCUCCCAUCGAGUGCAAGCCGUCGUCCUGUUCUUUCCCGGUUGUCCCCCAUCUGCAAGAAUACUAUAUCAGUGUGGUGGUGAGAGAUGAGCUGGGAGAGGAGAAGGAGAGCUACAGCUUUAACAUCUCAGAGAGAGUGCGUCCUGUGUUGGAGUGGGACAGAGUGACCCCUGGUGUGACCGAUGUCAACAUCUCCUGGAGUGUACGAGGGAACCUGACUCAAUCUGACUUCCUCUGUCAGAUUUCUACGGCUCCGGACACAUCACAUGACACAGGCGUCACACAGCUGCGUUGCACCAGCGUGAGCAGCCUCUGCAAAGUCAGACUGGGACAUCUCAACCCCAACACCAAAUACUCUACCAGGGUGUGCUGUUCUGUUGAUGGCCGGCUCUGGGGGGACUGGACACCCACAGUACAUUUCACUACAUAUCCACAGGUGACGUUGGACUUAUGGAGACAAAUACAGCAGCUGUCUAACUCGCACCUUCGCCGGGUUACUCUGUUGUGGAAACCAAAUGUCGUCGGCAGAGCAGCCACAGUAAACGUCCGAGGCUACACACUGCAGUGGUCACAGGAAGGAAAGGUCUGGAAAGAGGUUAAGGAAAGUGGACAGAAGCGGGCAGAAGUCUCCAUCGGGCCAGGAAAGUGUGACUUCACAGUCCAAGCUGUUGUUCAGACCGGCUCCUCCGUCGCCGCCCACAUGGCCGUCCCACCUGCGGACCAGGCAGAAAAUCUCCCAACAAAGAGUCGUCUGAGCAGCAGCUCGGCUGGCGGCUUCAACCUGUCGUGGUCUGAGCCGAGCGCUGGCACCUGUGGCUUCACUGUGGAGUGGUGCCUUCUGGGAAGAGCGGUGCCCUGUGCUCUGGAGUGGGUGAAGGUGCCCAAGGGAAAUAACACUUUGUUCCUGCCUGCUGGGCAUUUCACCGCAGGCUGCAGGUACUCAUUUAGCAUUUAUGGAUGCACAGAAAGUGGACACAAAUUGCUGGAGAUACAGACUGGGUACUCACGGGAGCUCAACUCGGUGCAGGCCCCCAGUCUGGUUGAACCCGUUCAGAGUUCAUCUUCAUCCGUGACACUAGAGUGGCAUUACAAUGAAGAUGAUCCCGGUCAGCCAGCUUUCAUCACUGGUUACCUGGUUACAGUUCAGGAAGCAGGAUCUCCAAGUCAAGCAGCGAAGCUUGUCAACGUGUCUGUGUCAGACCCCCGGCAGAAGUCUGUGACCAUAGAGGGUUUACAGCAGGACCAAGAAUAUGUCUGCUCUCUGAGUGCUCUCACUAAAGAGGGGCCCGGGAUACCCCUCAAUAUCACCAUCAAGACCAGAACUGACUACUCCUCCCACCUGGCAAAGGGCCUGAGUACCUUCUUCCUUCUGCUGGUCUGCAGCAUUUUCCUAUGGACCCAACUAAAAAGGCUGAAGACUGCACUGAAGGAGAUAUUUAUUUAUCCAGCUGGUAUGAACAUUAAAACUCCUGAGUUUGAGAGCUUCCUGUACGAGACUGAUCAGUGGACGCAAUCUCAGCGUGUGGAGGAGUGCAUCUGCUGUGACAUUGAGAUCUUAAAUGUCAAACCUCUGCUCAAUCAAACAAACUUAAAGGGAGAUCCUGAGCUCAAAAUGCUGUGCUCUCCUGGAACUGAGCCUUGUGCUUUAUCUGUGUCACCAUCCUGCGAGCCAGUCCAAGCAGACUACCGUCCACAGUCAGACACGCUGCUUUGGGACAGACCGGCGCAGCAGCAAAUGAUGUGCAUCGCAAACAAAAGCUACUUAAGCACCGCGGACGAGAUUCUGAAGCCACAUGAAAGCAUAUUUAGUGAGAUAAGUUCCAACUUUGAGAUAUCUGUCUGUCAGCAGGAAUCAUGCACUGUCAUAUAUGGUUAUAUUUCAGAGAAGACAUAAAUAUUCUGUCACAGAUCAAACCAGAAGUGUUUGGGUCACGUAUUGUCAGUAUUUCAAGAGUAAGAAAAACUGUAAAUGGUAUCAAAUAAGGGCUGCUGAAUUAAAUAAUGCAACUAGUUUAUGUGUUGUGUUUAGGUGAAAUUUCUAUAUUCAUCAACGUUUGUUUGGUUGGAAAUUGUAGCUUUUAGUUUGUAUCACGGCACAGUCUUUGUUGCUUCAGACACUUACACACCGAAAUAAUUGUUUUUAAGUCUGUUGGUUCUGUUGUAAGUGCAUGGAAGAGUAGAAGAGGAACUCGCUGCGAAGAUUGUGAUAAAUGCUGAAGGAACUAGAUUUCUAUCUACAGGAUGCAGUACGAGCAAGGAUAAGUAUGCUGCAUACGUGACGGAAAUAUUUGCACCGUGGAAAACACGUUUUGAAGUUUCAAAACUGGUGUGAAUUAUGACGCAA
Messenger RNA from Cololabis saira (Pacific saury), 3165 nucleotides. RefSeq names its product oncostatin M receptor (gene osmr). Gene Ontology annotation, molecular function: protein binding. The transcript has 17 exons. The record is from RefSeq and is a predicted model, not a curated record. NCBI's taxonomy places the organism in Eukaryota, Metazoa, Chordata, Actinopteri, Beloniformes, Belonidae. The coding region runs from base 19 to 2715 and encodes 898 amino acids.